AUGUAUAAUUCCGAGCACAAAAGGCAUCAUCACUGCGCUCCAAUGAGUCCAAGAAUCUCUUUCUCAAAUGAUUUUGUUGAGACUCAGCAGAUUAUGAAGCCAGAAAGGAGCACAAGAGAGGCUCCAGUGUCCUCAGACUUUGAAUUCUCAGUGUCAAACUACUCCAUGAUGAGUGCUGAUGAGCUUUUCUUUAAGGGUAAGCUUUUGCCAUUUAAAGAUAAUUUUAGCAAUCAAAUGCAAAGGACUUUGAGAGAAGAGCUUCUUGUUGAGGAUGACGAUGAUAAUGUGACCCUGAGGCCUCCUAAGGGUUCCACAAGGUGGAAGGGAUUUCUGGGCCUCAAGAGAACCCACAUUGGUUCCAAAAAGGCUGACAAAAGCGAAGGGGAUAGUAAAAGGUCCGGCUUUGUUCAUGAGGAGACCCACGUUGGCAAGACUUCACAGGUAAAAAGAUCAACUAAAAGGAUAUAAAGGGUAACAAAAUGCGAAAAACAACUUUUUUUUCCCUUUAUGAAGCUAACUAUUUGACUCUUUGUUUGAUCUGAUUUUAUAAAUGUUCUUUGUUGCAGGACCUUUUAACUGAAGGAGGGUCAAGUUGCAGGGAUGUAGAAAUUGGACUAUAGUUACAUUUCUUGGAGGGGAUAACUUGUAGAGAUGUGGACCAUUUUUUUUUGUUGGAGGGGAGAUUGGGGGUGGCUUUCUUAUUUUUGGAGGAGGUUAGGAUAAUUUGAAGGUCUUUAAAAUUGUAUUAAUGGAGUUGGUUUUGAUCUCUCUUUUUUUUUUUUUUCUCUUCUUGCUUCGGGGUUUAGUCAUUAGUAUUCUUAUUUUUCAUUUUAUCUCCUCGGAGUUGGUGUUCGGCUGUUCGUUUGUACAAAAUGUUCGCAGUUCAAGAACUUAUUUCUAAUGUUGAGGAAGUCAUGGGUGUUUUUUUGCCUCGGAUCUACCACUCAUAUAAUUUUCACUUUAACUUGGA
This is a messenger RNA of Durio zibethinus, 970 nucleotides long. NCBI's taxonomy places the organism in Eukaryota, Viridiplantae, Streptophyta, Magnoliopsida, Malvales, Malvaceae. The record is from RefSeq and is a predicted model, not a curated record.